Messenger RNA from Cuscuta epithymum, 4086 nucleotides. The record is from the annotation of a GenBank genome assembly. NCBI's taxonomy places the organism in Eukaryota, Viridiplantae, Streptophyta, Magnoliopsida, Solanales, Convolvulaceae.
AUUUAACUAACUUACUAGCAAACUAAAUACACAAAAUUGGAAGAUCAAAACAGAGGUAAUUGAGAAUGGGAAUGGGUAGAUUCUUAUUAUUGUUAUGGUCGUCCACUGUGGCAGUGGACGUUAGUUGCUGCUUGCUGCUGGCGAUGAGUGGAGCUGCUGCUGCUGCUUCCAUACCAAAAUGCAUCGAUGGGGAGAGAGAAGUGCUCCUCAAGUUCAAGAACACCGUUCUUGACAAGUUGGACAGGCUAAGCUCUUGGGGCAACCACACUGAAGAUUGCUGCCGUGAUUGGGAGGGGGUUGGAUGUGAUCAAGCUACUGGCAAUGUCAUCCACAUCCAUCUUUCUGAUAUGUCUCUGUCCGCGAAAGGUGGUGGUGGGAAGUAUAGCACCAGCCUUUCAUUCUUUGAGCUCCGCUAUUUGAAGCAUUUGGAACUUAGCUAUAACCCCGACUUGCUGACAAACCAAAGCAUCUCAUCAUUGAUUGGGAACAACACCGUGGUUUACCUUCAAUACCUAAAUCUUACUCAAACUGGAAUUGUUGGAACCAUUCCUGGAAAUCUUGGAAACACCAUGCCUGCCCUGAAAUACCUUGAUCUCGCUUUUAAUAGCUUAGAAGGCAACAUUCCUGACACACUCGGAAAUAUGGUUAACUUGACUUCCCUUGACCUGGCAUCGAACCAGUUGGAAGGUCGCAUUCCUGAAGCUCUAGGGAAUAUCUCUGUCCUUGAACACCUUGGUCUUGGAGCGAAUAGACUUGAGGGAGAAAUCCCCCCAUUUGGAACAUAUGCACUCUGCAAUACCUGAGCAUGGAAUCCAACCGUCUUAAUGGAAGCCUAACCAUAUCGACAUUAUGCCCAAAUCACCCUCUUAGUACACUACACUUAUACAGCAACCAAUUCACGAGGUUAUUUCCCAAUCUUACAGUUUUCCCCUCUUUGGACAGUUUAGAUUUAUCAUAUAACCUCCUAGAUGGGGUCAUUUCUGAACAUCACUUUCUUAACCUCUCCAAACUAACCUACCUGGACUUAUCUUCAAACAAUUUCACUUUCAAUGUCACCUCUGCUUGGCUUCCUCCUUUCCAACUGCAAUACAUACGCCUUAGUUCUUGCAAGUUGGGCCCUGACUUUCCGAAUUGGCUUAGAACUCAAGCCAACUAUACGCAGCUUGACAUUUCCAGUAACGCCAUCUCGGAUUCAAUCCCCUCCUGGUUUUGGAAUACACCUAUUACUGGCUUUUUGCAAAUUAAUUUUUCUUAUAACGAAAUCAAGGGAAUAAUUGGAAAUGGUGCUCAAGCAUCAAUCCGCGGUGGUGUACUAGAUAUGAGUUCCAAUAAAUUAGAAGGCACAUGCUAGUGUGGAGCUUUUGGAUAUCUCAUUCAAUCAACUCUCAGGAACACUUCCGGAUUGCUGGCCAAGUCUCUCUAGUCUGCGAGUUCUCAACUUGGGAUACAAUCAGAAUCUAUCAGGAACUCUUCCAACUUUCAUCGGUUCAUUGACUUCCUUAAAGGCAUUGCAUCUUGAACAUAACAAAUUUACAGGCCCUCUACCUUCAUCCAUGAAAAACUGCUCCAGCUUGGUAUGUUUAGAUCUGGGACACAACGAUUUGUUUGGACCGACUUUGGACCAAUACCAGAUUGGGUGGGUGAAAGUCUAACACAACUUGUGAUACUUGUGCUAACAUCGAACAACUUCCAUGCAAGUGUACCCACAAGUUUGUGCCGUCUCCAGUCUCUUCAGCUGUUAGACCUUUCCAUGAACCACAUCUCGGGGACUCUUCCCAACUGUCUUUCUAAUCUCACUCAAAUGAUGACUGUAUUAAAAGGAGAUGACAUUGCCUACAUUUCUUAUGAGUUAUCCUUCAAUUUCUCUGUUUCAAAUUAUAAUAUUUACGGUGCAUCCAUGGGCGAAGUUGAGAAAAUAGAAUUUGUAUGGAAAGGUAUGAUCAAUGAAUUUGGAAGUAUAUUAGGUUAUGUGUAGAGCAUUGAUCUAUCAUCCAACAUGUUGAGUGGUGACAUUCCAACUGAAAUCACAUCGCUCAUUGGGUUGGCCUCGUUGAACUUAUCACGAAACAAUCUAAAGGGGCAGAUUCCUUCGAGGAUUGGUAACUUGGCACAUUUAAAUACUCUUGAUUUGUCUAGUAACCAUUUGUCUGGUAGCAUUCCUCAAAGCCUUGCCCUGAUUUACGGGAUAGGGGAUCUCAAUGUGUCCAACAAUAACUUAUCUGGAAGAAUUCCCAAAGGCACACAACUUCAGAGCUUUAAUGCAAGUGUAUACAUGGGGAAUCCCGCGCUAUGUGGAGAUCCACUCCCCAAUAGCUGUGCAGGAGAAGAGUCAACUUAUCUUUCUCCUCCUGGAUCCAGUGAAGAAGAAGAAGAUGAGCUUUUUGGCAGUGAGUUUUACGCAAGCCUGGGGGUCGGAUAUGUUGUUGGGUUUUGGGGAGUUCUCGGGACAAUGCUAUUUAAUAGGUCCUGCAGGUUUGCAUUUUUCAAUAUCCUCGGCGAUAUUGCAAAUUGGACAUAUGUCAUGGCUGCAACGCACAAGGAAAAGUUCCUGAGAUCACUUGCUGGUUUACAGGUUCUUUUUUAACGCAAUGUGACUGGUUCGGCUUUAAUAUUGAAGUAACACUUCUACCGAAGAGAGUUUUAUCAUUUGUGGAGUGACUUCCAUUGAAACCAAUUUUGAUUAAAACAUUUUUGCUUCACUCUGUUUAUUUAUUUAUCGUGCUAUAUCUUGAGAGUUGAGACAGAUGUUAAGGUUUUUGGAAUGACUAAGAAGCCUUCGCCUCUUAAUCCUGAAACCCCAAACAAUGCAGAGCUUAUUAGUACGCAGUAGUUCUUACUUCUUAGUGAUUGAAGUGUAGUUCUUUGGUUUUCAUUUUCUUAUUUAUUUCCAAAAAUGUUUUUGAUUCAUAUUAUAGGAGGUGGUUUUGCUGUUAGUAUUUAAUAGUAGUAGACGUUUAAGGGAUUGAAAUUUUGGGCACAUGAUACUAUGAUAGAAUCCUGGACAAAUAUUUUAGAUUAAGAAAGUUUAUUCUUAAAUGGACCAUCCUUUAUUUGUCAUUCUUUUCCUGGUGUUCUCUAGCUUGGGUUCCUAUAUCUGAUAGUGUUUUCCAUUUUGUUCAUUUUUUUUUCAGAUUUAGAGCAUUAAAUAUUUGCAUGGUGAUGAUUAGGAGUUUGGUACUUCAGGGUAAAAAUAAAUCACUCAGAGGAUGAGACUUGAGAGGAAUACUAAGAUACAGCAGAUUUGAUUGAUGAGGAGGAUAUCAUAUUUAUAGGCAAUAAAGUUUUUUUUUUGUUUCCAUUUCAUUAACUAGGUGUAUUAUUUUUAAUCAUCAUCUCUAUGAUUAAAAAUAAUAGAAUCAGUAUAUACUCCUUGAAUAUUCUAAUUACUUUGUACUAUUUUGUAAAGCUUUUAAGUUUUAAUGAUUCUGCUAGGGUCUACUACUACAACGUGCUGCAAUUUUCACCCCGGUUGACAAAAUCACUUGGAGUAAAAACUUCUAACAUCAAUAAGCUUCCCAUUAUCAAUACUCAGCACUCAGCAGAAGACGGGUAGCUCUUGCAUGUGUUCUAAAUGUUGAUAGUUUUCUGAUGUUACAAUUUUAUGCGCGUUAGGAUGACCAUAAUCAUCAAAACAUAGGGCGCGAGGGCAGAGCUUUAAAUAAAAAGUUACCCAUGUAUUGCUUAAAUUAAAUUUUCCCACCACAUGUAACUACGAUGAUUAAGUUUGGGAAAAGGGACGGAUCCCCGAAGUUACCACUAAAGGGCAUCUAAGCCCUUAAACUUAAUUUUGGAGCAAAAAAACUCCCUUUUUCAUUAAAAGAUGGCAUCACCCCCUCUGACCCUCUCCAGGGCCGGUCCUGAUAUAGGGGCAGGAUGGGCGGCUGCCCAGGGCCCACCAGAAAGAGGGGCCCACAAAUCAUUUAGUAGUAGUAUGUAUAUUGAGUUAUGUUCACCUAAGACGCGCUUGAUCGGGAAUUAUGUACGGCCAAACCCAUUUGAGGUGCUUUGAAAUGAAACUGUUUCAUGAAAGUUUGUUAGCAUGUUUUUCAUUAAGUGUAGAUUAUGUCCACAUAAUUUGAGCUUAAA